CUGUACCUCGUUGUCGCUAGCACCGAACCCUAAAUACGUCUUGCUUUCAGCUAGCCUAGCAGCUCGAAGCGCCGUGUCAAUGACGAGCAAGUGAUGCUGUAGGUGCAGCUCUUGCGAGUGUACGCCGAGUAGCAAGGUCACGAAAGGAAAUUGCGGCUAGGGAGUAGCUUACGGAAGGAAAGAGCGGACAUGGAGUGAAGGACACGAAAUGGCGUAGCCGGAACGGCGUUAGACUCCUUUACUGAGCGCGUGAAGGGCCCGUGGCUCUGUAGCUAAGUUAAGGUGCGACUAACUCGUGUCAGAAGCUAAGCUUCGACGACUGCACCAACCGCUGCAGGCAUAGCAGUGAUGCUGCGUGUAACGACGACCAGCUUUGUACACAGCGUCCCUGACCAUGGUUCCUAAAUCUGCGUCUUAAGCUACGUUUCGUGCAUUAGCACCCAUAACUGCAGGAGGUGUGAUAGCCGAAACGCAUCGUCGAAACGCAAAGACUGCGGAGGUAACUAUACUAAGUUACGUUCUGCUUACGCACUUCACUAGUGGCGUGCCUUCCUUGUGCUCCAGGUAUCGACCAUAUGCCUAACUUAUUCGCAAAAGGCGAAAUCUUAGUUGUUACCUAGCCCAGGCCAGACAUUGCUAAUAAUGGAAAUCCCUAUACCGCAGCUACAGGCAGGGAACGCUGCUUCGGGAGCUGUUUAGUGUGAUCAUGGGGAUCCCUUUAACGGAGCCACACGCUUCGGAGGCUCUAGGUCCGAGUUUUGCUGCAGACGGAGGUUCGGAAGGAGUAGCUCCAGGUUCGGACCGGGCAGGUUCGGACCGUGCAGGUUCGGAGCGUACAGGUUUGGACCCAAGCAGCGGCAGUUUGAGCGGUUUCAACAGUUUGGCCAGAAGCAGCGGCGGCGGCAGUGGUGCUGGGAGCGGAGGAGGGAGCGGGGGAGGGAGUUUGCCAGAGAGCGGAACAGGGAGUGGGGCAGGUAGCGGUAGCAGCCAGGGCCUACACGAAAUAACGGAGCAGUCUAUAACGGAGCAGGUUAUAUCGGAGCAGGCUAUAACGGAUCCGGUGAACAGUGGAGGAAAGCAAGUAGAGUUAUCCAGCCGUGUAGCAGAGGGCGAAAAGCAAAAUCAUCCCACUAAGUUACAUUCCCAAGGCCGGAGCAACAGCAACACCAGCAGCUGCAGCAGCCAGGGGCUCGGUUCUAGUAACGGUAACGGGUUGUGGAAUAACGGAGCGCACUCGCCUGUGCCGAUGCACAUGUCGAAGAGGGAGAGGGUGAUGGACCUGCUAGGGAUGCUGAGUGCGAGACGGUUCUGCAGAAUGGGCUUUGCCGAACAUGAUGAGGAUGACGCUAUUGCUGGUGCUGGGGGUGAUGCUAGUGAUGGUGCUGCUGGUGGGAAUGGUGGGAGAGAGGGGGUGGAGGAUGGGGAGGAGGUGGAAGGGAGGAGGAGGCGGAGGAGGAGCAAGGCAUGGCAAGCGGUCCAGAGCGGUGCUGCUGGGUGCUUCUCGGUGCCGCUUUUAGUGGAUGGGCGUGGCAGAGCAACUGAUGAUGAUAACGCUGGAGGUGGGAAGGAGAAGAAGCCAUGGCGUCACGGGAAGAGGGGCAAGGAAGGGGGGGGAGCCGCAAAGGCGAAAGGGCGGGGAGGGAGCAGGGCAGAAGAGGAGAGGGGAAGGGAGGGAGAUGGAUGGCUUAUGAGGAAGGGUGGCGGAAGGUUCCUUAUGGAGUCACUCAAGUCUCCUGUUGUUAUCACCCGCCUCACCAUGAUGGCUCUGCUCGUUAUAGUCACAGUGGUGCUCUGCGUAAGCACGUGGUAUGCAGCUGGCAAGAUGUACAGCGACUCCCUGGAUGACAUCGCCACACAAUUGAGGGAGAAGUCGUUAGUGCGGGUGCACCAGCAGUUUCUGCUCUACAUCAACAGGGACAGGGAUGUGCUGCUGGCCUUCAGCUCUGUGCUCGAAAACCUACUGGAGCACACCAACACGUCCGUGGUGCCGCUCAAAUGGGCGCAGGAGAAGAUCGCCCCCCUGGAGUGGUCCUUCUUCCAGUCGUCUCUCCCGCGCCUCGCUAUCCUCGGCUACUUCUCCCUCAACGGCUGCCUCCUCUCCUACUCGCAGAACGACCCCGUUACCCAGUCCUUCUCUGCCACCCCUGGUGGUGCUGUUUCUCAAGUCUACACGCAGAAUCUGACUGACAGAACAGGUCAAUGGUACAUCCAGGCAGUUAACACCUCCACCGGGUCCGCUCUCCCCCAGGAGCCGCCCCGGAAGUUCACGCCCGUGCCAAUGGGAAACCCGGCGUUAUACGAAAAGGUGGCCAACGGGCCCCCGGGGCUGCUCCUCUGGUCCUUCAGCGCCAUUCAGAACCUCUCUGGACCGCUUCUGCUGGCGUCCGUGGCUGCGACUAAGCUUGACUCGACGAUUCAAGGGGCCAAUUCUGCGGAUAGGCAUGGGAAUGGGGAUGGGGUUGUAGAGGGUGAGAGUAGUGGUUUGGUGGCUCGGGAGGUUUUGUCGCUGCCCGACAUCCACAUCCAUAUCCAUCCCCACUUUCAUCCUCAUCGGCACACCCAUGUCGCCUCAGCUGCUGCUCCUGCUCCUGCUACUGCUCCUGCUGCUGCUUCUGCUGCUGCCUCUGCUGCUGCUGCCUCUGCUGCUGCUGCCUCUGUUGGGACUGCUUCCCCGCUCACUUCCACCACCUCUUCCUCCUCCUCCUCCAACACCUCCUCCGCUCCUCCCUCUGCCUCCCCCUCCCCCACCUUCUCCCUUCCCCCUUCUCGCGCUUCCACCACCACUGCCGCCACCACCACCACUGCCGCCACCCCCUCCUCGUCCUCCUCCUCCCUCCCCGCCAUCACGGGCAUGGCAAUGCUAGGCUCCUCCACAGGCACGCUGAACCGCUACCUGGGGCAGUCGGGCACGGACAACAGCGUUAUGUACAUCUGCUCCGACCAGGGCUUCCUUGUCGCCUCCUCCACCAACGCCGCCACCACCGCCACCGCCACGGCAAACCCUGCUGCUGCCGCCACGGGUGGUCCUCCUGCCGGAAACAGCAUGGGUGCAACGAGCCAAGGAGCACAGGGAAACUCGACGGCGGGGGCGGGGGGCAGCGCGCAGGGAAACUCGACGCAGCAGCUGCCGCCGCUGGACUCUGCAGGGCCGGGGGGGGCGCAGGGGAUGACAGUGCUGGUGAACGCUAGUGAGGUCGCGGAUCUGGUGAUUAAGGACACGGCGCGGUAUCUGGAGGCGCGGUUUGGGCUGGCGGCGCUGGUGGCGGGGAACUACUCGGUGGGCGGGGUGGUUGUGAACGGGGAGGAGAGCUAUGUCAGCACCAUGGCACUCACCUUCGACAACCUCAACAUGUACCUGGCGAUCGUCAUGCCCCGGGCAUCCAUCACGGCGUCCAUCGAGUCCAAGCAGCGCGUCAUGGUCGUAGUCACCACCGCUGUGGCGCUGUGCCUGCUGCUGAUCGGGUGGGCGGUGGUGAUCUUCCUCACGCUCUACGUGGACACGCGCAUGCGCCCCAAGGAGGAGUUGCAGCGUCAGAUGGAGGAGACCCAGCGCGCACAGGCGGCCUCUGAAGUGAAAAGCCAGUUCCUGGCGAAUAUCUCGCAUGAUCUGAGGACGCCUAUGGCCGGCAUCCUGGGGCUGUUGGACAUCAUGCUGUGCGACCACCUGUCAUCGGAGCAGGAGGCAAAUUUACGGCAGAUGAAGUCCUGCUGUGCUUCACUGCUGGGGCUGCUCAACAACCUCCUGGACCUCGCCAAGGUGGAGGCGGGCAAGAUGCAGCUGGAGGUGCUGGAGUUUGACAUAGUGGGCGAGCUGGAGUCGCUGGUCGACAUGUUCAGUGUGCAAGGGCUCAGCAACGGCACUGAGAUCGCCCUCGAUCUCUCCGACGACAUCGAACGCACGGUCAAGGGAGACCCGUCAAGGGUCAGGCAGGUGUUUGCCAAUCUUCUGAGCAACGCGUGCAAGUUCACCAAGAACGGCCAGGUGGUGGUGAGGGGGUGGGUGAGGGAUCGGCCACCGCCCCAGCUGGCCAAGCAGGACCUCUCCAUCCCAGGCGAGAAGAGCAAGCGGCACAGCAGGUCCAAGAGCCGCGAUGCUGAGAGCAUGGCAGCAGAGGCAGCAGCGGGACCAGGGGGGGUAGGAGGGGAAGGGGGGGCCAAGGCGCGGCGCACGGUGGCGUUCGUGUUUGAAGUGGACGACACAGGGCCGGGCAUCCCCCCCCACAAGCGGGAGUCUAUCUUUGAGAACUUCCAGCAGGCAGAUGCGUCCACUGCCAGGACGCACGGCGGCACAGGUCUUGGCCUCGGAAUUGUCCGCUCCCUGGUGAAUCUGAUGGGAGGGUCCAUAGCAGUGGUGGAUAAGGACGGAACGGGGGCUCGGUUCCGGUUCGACAUGCGGUUCGAAGCGGUGGAGGGUGGUGGAGGGUGGCACAACAGCAUGCUGCAGCCGGAGCUGCUGCUGCCGAAGCUGACUGCCGUGGUGGGCGGGCAGGUGCUCCUGGCAAUGAAGGAGGAUAGCGCAGGGGCGGCCAUAGCAACCGCCUGGAUGGAGCGCCGGAAAUUAAAGGUCUGGCGUGCGCACACGUGGCAGGAGAUCAUGCCAGCUGUCGCCUCCAUACUGGUCCAGAAGGCCGCGGCCUCCCAGCCCCCCCGCGCGUCGCGCUCCCUGGUGGGCUUCUCUGCUCCCCUCAUGCGCAGCUUCACUGCCCUGAGGGGGGGCGGAGGGGGAGACAAGGGGGAAAAGGGGGAGAGAGGAGGGGACAGGGGGGAGAGAGGGGGGAAUGCCGGUGGUGGGGUUGGAGGGGUGGGGGGAGGAGGGGGAGGAGGUGGUAGUUUCGGUGCUGGGGCAAGCGGCAGUGGUGGUGGUGGUGGUGGUGGAGCUGGUGGGUUCAGCCCGAUGGUGGAUAAGGCCAGGUCUGCUGUUGGCUGGCGGAGCCCCUCCCCCCGCUCCCACGACUCCCCUGCACCACCGUUACCACCAUCUGGAGCAGCUGUUGCAGCGGCUGUAGCGGCGGCUGUAGCAGCAGUGCCAGCACCGCCAGGCAUGGGAGGGGGGCCAGGUGGAGCCUCCCCCAGACCAAGCACCCCGGAUCAGAUCUCUUUUUCAGGGCCUGUGCAGGGGCAGCUGGGGCAGGUGGUAUCUGAGGCAGGCGGACAAGAACAGAUGCAGGGGCAGGGGCAGGGGCAGGGGCCAAUGCAGCGAGGUGUGUUGAGCCGUCUCCCUUCACCAUCCCAUUCUCUUGCCAACGGCCGCAUUCUCAGCAGUCCUGGGAGGUGCUUCGGGGGGGCAGGCACAGGUGGGGAAAACGAGGGAGAAGUUUGGGAAGAGGGAGGGGGAGAAGGUGGGGAGGGAGGCAGGGGAGGAGGGGGAGGAGGGGGAGGUGGGGGAGGGAGAGCAGCGGGGAUGGUGAAGAGUCUAGGUAGCAGCAGCAGUCGGCUGCUGGGUCGAGCUCUCAGCACCAAAUCCAGGAGAUCCCUGGACAAGCAUUCCAACAGCAGCCACGAGCCUUCCUUUCCCGGCAGCGGCGCCAGCACCCCACUUCAUCCUGCUGCUGCUGCUUCUGCUGCUGCUGCUGCUGCUGCUGCUGGUGGUGGUGGGGGUGUGGCUCCCAGCAGCCUCGCGUCACUGUCCUUCGAUGGUACGGUGGGUAGGGAGCCAAGCAUAGGUGGUGCGCUGGGCCAUGGUAGCAUCGGUUCCAGGUCGUUCGGAGGGGGGUUGAUCGGAGGGAAAGGCGGGUCGGGGGGCGCGGUCAUUGGGGUGGGCUCGGACAGGGACGGCUCCAUCGCUGCUGUUGCUGCUGCUGCCGCUGCUGUUGCUGCUGUUGAGUCCGAUGCUGCUGGUGCUGCCAGUGCCAUUGCUCCCGCUCCUGCUCCUGUUGCUGCUGCCCGUGGGACGUUUCUCUCUGCUGCGUCCCCGUCGAGGGUCGUCCCUGCGUCGCCCUCAAGACUCGUCCCCGCAUCCCCUCCGUCAGCUCUCGCAUCAGCAUCAUCGUCAUCAGUGGCGGGGCAGCCGGCAUCGAAGCUGAUGCUGGCGAUCAUCGACGUGUCGAUCGUGGCGAGCGUGCACCAGUUCAUAGCGGAGGAGCUCCACAUCUUCCGAGCCAGGCUGCAGCACCAGGGGUUUGUGAUCGCUUGGCUGGUGGAGCACAACACUUCUGCUGACACCAGACGGGCUCUGAGAAGGUCGGGGUGUGCUGUGGCGUCCAAGCCCCUGUACGCCUCGCGCAUGGCCCCCCUGUUGGCCCUUGCCACCGCCAGAAACAGCGUGCCCCAUACGAGCUCGCAGAUCGACAUGCCGCGCGCGCCGGGGGGGAGAGGGGGCGGAGGAAGAGGAGGUGGAGAAGCGGAGGAGGGAGGGGGUGUUGGGGGAUCGCAGUGGCACCAGGGAGAGGCGAACGACCAGGCGUGGGGUCUACCAACGCCAGUGGAGGAGGAGGAGUCCUCAGACUCGCCCGCAGCCACAACAACCGCCAUGGGCGCCACCGCUGCCAUCUCCGUCCCCUUCUCCCCCUGCACUCGCGCCAAUGCCACCACUCCCACCGCUGCCGGUGCUGCUGGUGCUGGUGCUGGUGGUGGUGGGGGGGUGUCUGUUUCGGGGUACCCCCCCCCGUCUGGCCGCGGACCCUCCCUCCCCUCCCCUCAUGCCGCCGCCGCCGCCGCCGCCGCUGCUGGUGCUGGUGCUGCUGCUUCUCCCCACGGGCUGCCCUCUGGCCGCCCCCCCAUUCCCUCGGGUGCGAGUGCAGAAGGGAACGGCCCUGCCCCUGCUCUUGCGCCCACUGCUGCUGCUGCUGCUGCUGCUGCUGGAGGUAUUGGAAGUGCUAGUGGUGCUGCUGGUGGUGGGAGUGGGUCUCCUGGUGCCGGAGCCUUGGGGUCGUCUCCGGGGUCUCGAUCGGGGAGGAUGAGGCCGGUCAACAGUGGGCUCAAGAAAGGGGCGUCGUUCUCGGAGGGGUCGUUUGACAACGCUUUGGCAGGCAGGCGGGUGCUGAUAGCCGAGGACACGGCCCUGCUGAGAAAGGUGGCCAUCAUUCGAAUGCAGAAGCUCGGGUGCACUGUGGAGGCGGUGUGCGACGGGCAGCAGGCGGUUGAUGCUGUGUUGGCCUCCUAUGCCAGCAAUAGCGGCCGCUUCGACGCUGUGCUCAUGGACUGCCAGAUGCCGGUGCUGGACGGGUACGGGGCAACAGCUGCUAUCAGGAAAGCAGAAGAGGGCACGCCCGUCCACACGCCCAUAGUGGCGCUCACAGCGCACGCCAUGACCAGCGACCACCGCAAGUGCCUGGAUGCAGGGAUGGACGCGUAUCUCACCAAGCCCAUCGACCCCGCCCUCAUGUCACGGACCCUUCUGGGUCUCAUGGCCAAGUACCCCGUAGUGAAUGCUGCUGAGUGACCGUCCAACCUACCAGCCACCACCGCAGGUGCCUGGAUGCAGGGAUGGACGCAUACCUCACCUAGCCCAUCGACCCCGCUCUCAUGUCCCGGACAUUGCUGGGCCUAAUGGUCAAAAAUACCCUGUAGCUGCUGCUGCUGCUGCUGCUGCUGCUGCUGCUGCUACCCCUUCCAGCGUGGCAUCUGUCGCUGAGUGGCGGUCCAGCCUACCAGCAUGCCAUGACCAGCGACCAUCACAAGUGCCUGGACACUGGCAUGGACGCCUACCAAACCCAUCGACCCCGCUCUCAUGUCGCGCACCUUGCUGGGAUGCCUAUGUACCCCGUAGCUGCUGCUGCUGCUGCUGCUGCUGCUGCUGCUGCCGCCGCAGCUUCCUCUGCUUGACUACAGCAGUAGCAGCAUCCGCCACCACCACCAUCAACAACAGCAGCAGCAGCAGCAGCAGCAGCAGCAGCAGCAGCAGCUGUUGCUGGAGCUACUGCCUGUCAAUGGUGCUACCGGUUCGUAUAAAAUGGUAUGUACUCCUUCCUCUCCUUGGGCUCGCUUGUAUGGACCAGCGGUAUGUGGAUAGUUAUGAGGUUGGCAUAUUUCAGUGUGGUGUGAGGCUGUGAUACAGAGCUGAUAGGUGUGGUGUAGUGGCGUGUCUUCCUCGGUAUUAUUUCUGAAAACUUGUCCAUUUAAAAUUAAAUACGAAUCGGAGCGGUACAGAUGGAGGUACCGUACACUGCAAUCUAAACAUGUGUUAACUUAUCCAAGUACACGUA
Messenger RNA from Closterium sp. NIES-67, 8144 nucleotides. Lineage: Eukaryota; Viridiplantae; Streptophyta; Zygnematophyceae; Desmidiales; Closteriaceae. The record is from the annotation of a GenBank genome assembly.